UUAAUUACAAUAUUAUUUUCAAUUAUAAUUAGGAGCUUAAAAUUUGCAAGUAUGAAUAUAUCAUUUUUCAGUGACGACUGGAAAUGCUGUUUCAAGCCUGACAUUUUUAAAAUUAUUAAAAUAUUUAAAUCUUAAAAUAGACCUGAUAAACGAUCGAUUUCACCCUUUGGAGCCUGUACCUGUAAAAACUAAACCAUACCUUCUAUGAAUUUGCUUAAUAUUUUUUAAAUGCAACCAAAGUUGAAACAUUGUACACCAAGAAAGACGCUGAUCCUCUAGACAUGGAGGGUGAUGUUGAAGACAUGACUAUAAUCAAAGAACUGUAUGGCGGAGUGACUAUUAUAAAUGAUGCCUCCAGGAAGAAACAGGAGCAUGCUUAUAGAGAUAAAGCAUCAGCAAAGAUUAAAAAACUAAACGCUGGAACAAUCACAGACAAUACAAAUGAAAAUAGCUACAUGAAAAAAAUCUUGCAAGUUCCAAGAUAUAUGACCUACAGAGCCCAAAUAAACUUAACGGCGGUAAAACCGACAUUGCAGGAAUGUGGCUACAUAAACGGGAUGUCAAAAGAUACGAGGUAUUUCGCGCAAACACUUCGCAAAUAUCCGCUACCGAAACCCCAGACUAAGUCCAGUGACCUUAUACAGGAGAAAAUCAGACGCUCAGAAAAUAGAUCUGUAUACAGAAAGUCUGCCAGCAAGAAACGCAAUGUACGUAAAACAGCGAGCCAUCAAGCUAUCAAAACAAAUGUUGUAGUCGAAUAUAACGUAAGGGACACACAAAGAUUCAGCAAAGUUGAAGAAAUAUUACCCACUACUACGAUAGAUGAAAACAGUGGCAAUGCAGUUCAUAUUGAAUACAAUUACUUGAAUUCCAAAACCAAGCAAAGUAAUGUUGACGUUAGGUACUGUACUAGCACGAAAAGGGCUUGUACUUGUAGACGAAUGAACAAUGUCGUCUGCACUAGACCAGAGAAUUGUCCAUACGUUCGUCACCGCUUAGAUCAUCACAGACAGUUUUAUCAUAACCAAGAGGAUGGAAAGAAACCAUCUUGUCACUGCAAUGUUUGUCAAGCAAGCCGAGAAGCGCCUUCAACGUCAGGCUUGACGCCUUCAAAAUAUGUAAGAGAAAAUCGUAAAGAACAAGAGGAAGAAGUUCAAGUUUCAUCGAGAAACUACUUGGAAUCAAGUCAUCACGCAAUAGACUUUGAAAAAGAAAUAAGACAAUGGACCGAGACAAAACUACAAAAAGAUAAUGUUGUACCGAUUAAAUUAAUUCAAAAAUUAGCUAAAGCUCUGGGUAAUGUGUCAAAAGAUGAAGGAUUACUGCCCGAAGCUAGACAAGAGGUAGUUAAAUAUUUAACAGCCUUAUCAAUUAUUGAUCCUAUCAUUAAGGAUAAAUUAGGUCUUCUUGCCGACGACUUUCUGAACAAUUUAUCAAAAUCAUUGAAAAGUAGGCGAUCAUUAAUGAAUAUACAAGCAAAUACUCAGAGCAAUGUUGAAAAAAGCCAUAUAAUUCACAAUAAUAAUGGUAAUGAAACUAAAAUGUUCAUAAAACGUUUACUUAAUCAACUUACAAUACAAAAAGAUUAUGAAAAAUUAGAUACUGUGGUAGAAAAGUUUUUAAAAAUUUUACAAGAACAUAACAUAAAUGUUAUUGACAUAAGAGGUAGUCCCAAUCCUGGUCAAUAUGAAGAAAAGAAUUACUACUUAAAUCGAAUAAUUAGCUGGUAUAAAAGUAUACCUGAACUAGAACAAAAACUACAAGUACCAAACUAUGAUAGUAUAAAACACUUUCAAGACCUAGCGAAUAAAUUAUCAGAGUUAAAUAGAAGCACUGAUUUAAAAGAAAAUACUGAAAAAGUCAAAGUAGAAUUAAUCCAAUGGCUUAAAGCUUAUUUAACUCUACACAAUAUAUCCUAUACAGAAAGCUUACAAGAAAACCUUAAUGAUAAACUAAUAACAAAAUUGUUCCAACAACCAACCGAAAAAAAGAUGCACUAUGAAGGAAUUUCAGAGAAGGAUUGGAUCACAAAAGAAAUUUAUUCAUUGCUAAAAGAGAUGAAUCAUGAAAUCCAUCAGAAUAAAGAUGUACCAGAGCUGGUCAAUAGCUUAAUUUUUCGCCUAAGUUAUUUAAAAGAUAAAAAUUGUGGUAACCUAACAUUACAUCAAUGUAAAAAUGAAUUAAAGAGUUGGUUGAAAUACUUGGAAGACAAACAUAUUGUCUAUUUCAAUGAAAAUGAAAAAUUAGAACUCGAAUGUAAGAUAUUAUCACGUAUAAAAGUUUUACUCGAACAUGAAAAACAUGUAAAUUGCUGUCAUCUAAAACGAUUAAGAUUACUUACGAAAAUUAUUUUUGAAGAAAUAAAUAGAUCUGUUACGAAUAAUAGCAUUUGUAUUUCCCAAGAGAAGUUGUUAAAUCUUAUAAGCGAUAUUAUUUCACUGGUUUUCGAAACACAAGUCAGUGAAAACCCCUCAUCAAAGAGUAUAAUUGACAAAUUUUGUACUAUACUACUUUCCAUUCUAAAUUUACCCGCUGACGAUGUAAAAGAUUUAGUACAAUCUAUUCUCGAUAAAAUUGUUGAAAAAAAUCUUUCUGAAAAUAUAAAAGAAAUCAAUAAGCUCAAAAGCGAUGGAUUUCAACCAAAACAUCCAUCAAAAAAAGUGUACAAGUCACAAUUCGUCACAUCUACUCCAAUACCAUCAGAAGAAGGGUUUUUAUCAAAUUUAAAUGGCGACUCUACAAAUUUUGGCCAAUUAUUAAAUAAAAACCUUUUGCGAAAAAUAAUCCAAGAUUGGUUUGAAGAAAAUAAACUAAAGCUAAACGAAUUGGAAAUGCAAAAUAUUAUAAAGGUCAUCACAAGUGACAUAAUUUAUAGGUAUAACUAUGCUAAGGCAUUUUCUAAAUCAAGAUCUGAUUUAGAAGAAUCAGAAAAUUUAAAGUAUUUUAUAUUUAAAUUUUUGGAAGACUACGUAGAAAAGCAGGAAAUAAAUAGUAAUAUUAUGAUAUCAAAUGAAAGUGACUUGUACGAUACAGUUAAUAAAAUUCAUACACCACAUGAAAUCUCUGAAGAAAAGUCGAAGUCGAAAGUUGAUAAUGAUCAAAAUGAAGUGUCAUUAGAAGUCCUAAAAAGUAAAUUAGUAAAUGCUUUUAUAAACUUAAAUUCUUACUUACUAGAUGAAAGAUUUAAAAAUGAAUAUAAAGGAAAAUUAAAAGAAGAGAUUAAUAAGUUUUGUAGCCAAUACUUUAAGCGCUUUCCUUCGAUGCCAAUUGACUCAAAACAAUUACAUUCGAAUAUAUACAAUGCUUUAGACAAUGUACCAAAACCACUUCAAACGAAAUCAGAAAUCGAUAUUGUUACCGAGAUCAAGAAAUGGCUUGACGAGCUUUGCAAAGAAAGUAAUAUACCAAAUAAUGACAAUGAAAACAUAGCAUUAGAAUUAGCUAAUCCAAUAGUACAAAAGAAGAAAGCACAGUCAAUAAUGUAUGAUGAUGAGAAUGAGUUAAGUAAAAUGAUAUCUCAGUGGGUGCAAAAUUACUCAAAGAAACAAAAAACAUUGUUGGACGGUGAAUAUUGGACGGGGAAAUUAGAAGAAAAAUUAAAAGCAUUAGAAAAUUUUAAAGCUAACUUAUCUAAAGCUACAAGCGCACAUAAUAUGUAUACUAUUCCGGAAGCAGAAUCUUUUGGAGCCCAAGUCGAUGAGAGUGUAAUGCAAUCUAAUAACAGUAGUAAAAUAUUAGCUAAAGAUUUGUUAUCACCUGAAGAUAGAGAAUUACUGACAGUAAUAAGAGAUAGAUCUUCACCUGACAAUAUAGUAAAGUCACAAAUCGAUUUAAGGAGUGACAAUCCUGAACAGGAAUUACUUCGGAAUGUUCGUCCAAGCAAACCCGAUCACGAAUUAGUUCCAGAUGCCUACCCAAACAAACUCGAAGAAGACUUAGUUUUACAUAUUCGCCCAAACAAACCUGACCAGGAGUUGGUUCUAGAUGUUCGCUCACAUAAAUCUGAUCAGGAGCUAGUUCCAGAUGUUCGCCCAAACAAACCUGAACAGGAAUUGCUCCCAAAUGUUCAUGUGCGUGAAUAUCACUGGGAAUCUAAUGAGCAGACACAAACUUCUAAAACUUUUGUGAAUGAGCCACUAGGUGGUUUGGAGGAAAUGGCUCCAGUGAGACUUCAACCGCAAGGCUUAGAUCACGAGGCGCAAACGACUUUUGCGGACUUUAAAAAUAAUAAUACGAAAGAUGUAACAAAUGAACGGAUAACUCCAGAGAAAUUGAAGAAGACAAAACGUAAGACAUGUAAAUUAAGGAAACGUCCGUCAGCAAGAUGUAUAGAAUCGCCUAAAGUUGUUUGUCCAAAUAGAUAUACUUUGAAAUCAAAAGGUUUUGAUAAAGAUGUAAUGUGCAGCUGUAGCGAUUGUGUGAUAAAUAAGCGAAGAAUUAAGUAUUUUUGUAAGAAAUCUGAGAACAUGGAAUUAGAAAAUUGUCCAGAAUGUUUCGGUGGCUAUUGUCCUUUUCCCAGUUGUGCGUAUUUUGAUUGA
Aricia agestis (brown argus) is the source of this 4538-nucleotide messenger RNA. RefSeq lists its product as uncharacterized. Bases 282 to 4538 code for a protein of 1418 amino acids. NCBI's taxonomy places the organism in Eukaryota, Metazoa, Arthropoda, Insecta, Lepidoptera, Lycaenidae. The record is from RefSeq and is a predicted model, not a curated record. The transcript is spliced from 11 exons.